AAACCCGCGCUGGGAUGUGAGUUGGUUUUUGAGCGCAGAAACGUCGUGUUCGGUUCUCUUCCGAGUGAUGCUUUUUCUCCCCCUCUCUCUAGGUACGGCUUCGUCGAGUUCGACGAUCUGCGAGACGCGGACGAUGCUGUUUAUGAGCUAAAUGGUAAAGAUCUUUGUGGGGAGAGAGUGAUCGUCGAGCAUGCCAGAGGCCCACGGCGUGACAGCAGUUACGGUUCUGGACGCAGUGGAUAUGGUUAUAGAAGAAGCGGAAGAGAUAAGUACGGUCCUCCUACCCGUACAGAAUACAGAUUGAUUGUGGAAAAUUUGUCGAGCCGCUGCAGUUGGCAAGAUCUUAAGGAUUAUAUGCGUCAGGCAGGGGAGGUGACAUAUGCAGAUGCACACAAAGGAAGGAAAAAUGAAGGUGUGAUUGAGUUCAAAUCCUAUUCUGACAUGAAAAGAGCCCUUGAAAAGCUGGACGGGACAGAAGUAAAUGGCAGAAAGAUUAGAUUAGUGGAAGACAGACCUGGAUCGAGACGGCGCCGCUCCUACUCCAGAAGCCGAAGCCAUUCGAGGUCCCGCUCUCGAAGCAGACAUUCGCAUAAGAGCAGGAGCCGCAGUGCCAGUAGUAGCCGCUCCAAGAGUAGAUCAAGAUCCAGGUCUGUGUCCCGUUCCAGAAGCAAGAGCCGUAGUCGAAGCAAGAGCCGUAGCAGAGGCCAAAAAGAGAAAAGCAGGACUCCGAGUAAAGAGGAUAAAAGUAGGAGCCGCAGCAGGAGUGCAGAGAAAUCCCGAAACAAAAGCAAAGAUAAAUCUGAGGGCACUCUCCAUAACAAUGAUGAGAGAGCAAAGAGCAGGAGCCGCAGCAAGGAAAAGAGUAGGAGCAGGAGUGGGAGUAAGGACCGGGGAGAGCCGAGGGAGAGCAUGAGGAGUAGGAGCAAGGAGAAGAGUAGAAGCAAAGACAGGGAGAAGAGCAUUAGCAAGGCUAGGAGCAGGAGCAAGAGCAGGGAUGAGAGCAGGAGCAGGAGCCGCAGUAAGGAUAAAAGGAAAAGUAGGAAGAGAAGCAGGGAUGACAGCAGGAGUAGGAGCAGGAGCCGCAGCAAGAGUGAGAAAAGCAAGCGGCGCAGCAAGCGAGACAGCAAACCGAGUAGCAAGAAGAAAAGGAAGGACAGCCACGAGCGGUCUAGGUCGGCCUCCAAGGAAAAGGAGCAUCUAAAACCAGAGUCUGACAAGAAGGAGGCAAAAAGUGAGGGUGAGGAUGCAGCCGCGUGGCAGGCGUCUCGCUCCAGGUCUAGGUCGAUUUCCAAGCCCAAACCAAAUGUCAAGGCAGAUUCUCGUUCCAGGUCUAAAUCGGUUUCAAAGCCUAGGUCCCGCUCCAAGUCUAGAUCUAGGUCUCCCUCUAGGUCACACUCCCGAUCGCAGUCAAGGUCUCGCUCCAGAUCGUAA
Messenger RNA from Apaloderma vittatum (bar-tailed trogon), 1431 nucleotides. It is a transcript of the gene SRSF4, whose product is annotated as serine/arginine-rich splicing factor 4. The annotation marks the transcript as partial. The transcript is spliced from 5 exons. Lineage: Eukaryota; Metazoa; Chordata; Aves; Trogoniformes; Trogonidae. Gene Ontology annotation, molecular function: mRNA binding. The record is from RefSeq and is a predicted model, not a curated record. Gene Ontology annotation, cellular component: ribonucleoprotein complex; cytoplasm; nucleus. Gene Ontology annotation, biological process: alternative mRNA splicing, via spliceosome; mRNA splice site recognition.